AUGGAGGGGUUUUUGCUUGCCAAUGGCUACCAGCUCGGCAGGACCAUUGGGGAGGGGAUGUACUCCAAAGUGAAGGAGGCUUUCUCCCAAAAGCACCAGAAGAAAGUGGCAAUUAAAAUAAUUGAUAAGAACGAAGGCCCAGAAGAGUUUAUUCACAGAUUCCUGCCCCGGGAGCUCCAGAUCAUCACGCGUUUGAACCACAAGAACAUCAUCCGCGUGCAUGAGAUGCUGGAAUCCGCAGAGGGGAAGAUCUGCCUCGUGAUGGAGCUGGCGGAGGACGGGGACAUCUUUGACUACGUGCUCCGCGAGGGUCCCUUGCCCGAGCCCCGUGCGAGGACUCUCUUCUGCCAGCUGGUAGAGGCCAUCCAGUACUGCCACAACAGCGGGGUGGCCCAUCGCGACCUCAAGUGCGAGAACGCCCUGCUGCAGGGCCACACCUUGAAGCUGACGGAUUUUGGCUUCGCCAAGCUGCUCCCCAGGGACAGCAGGGAGCUGAGCUGGACCUUCUGCGGCAGCACAGCCUACGCGGCCCCCGAGGUGCUGCAGGGUGAGCCCCACGACAGCUGCAAAGGCGAUGUCUGGAGCAUGGGUGUCAUCCUCUAUGUCCUGCUCUGCGCCCGCCUGCCCUUCGAUGACACCGACAUCCCCAACAUGCUGCACCAGCAGCAGAAAGGCGUCCCCGUGCCCAGGCACCUAGAGAUCUCCAAGGAGUGCCAGAACCUCCUGAAAAUGCUCCUAGAACCAGAUAUGAUGCUGAGACCCUCCAUCGAGGGGGUCAGCAGACACCCAUGGCUGACUAACGCCUGAGAAGGACUCGCCCUGCUCUCCCCAAAUGGAACAGAUUGUUUCUAAAAUGACGAUAAAUUUGGAGGUCAGUGUUUCCCAUCUAUCUAGCCUCAUGGGUGGUGUGCCAGGCC
Molecule: messenger RNA, 917 nt
Organism: Haliaeetus leucocephalus (bald eagle)
Lineage: Eukaryota; Metazoa; Chordata; Aves; Accipitriformes; Accipitridae
Gene: TSSK3
Product: testis-specific serine kinase 3
Exons: 2
Coding region: 1-807 (268 amino acids)
Biological process (GO): intracellular signal transduction; microtubule cytoskeleton organization; protein phosphorylation
Cellular component (GO): cytoplasm
Molecular function (GO): protein serine/threonine kinase activity; ATP binding; tau-protein kinase activity
Source: RefSeq, a predicted model, not a curated record